Messenger RNA from Orbilia oligospora ATCC 24927, 1746 nucleotides. RefSeq lists its product as uncharacterized. Gene Ontology annotation, cellular component: cytoplasm. Gene Ontology annotation, biological process: carboxylic acid metabolic process. Gene Ontology annotation, molecular function: carboxy-lyase activity; pyridoxal phosphate binding. The transcript has a single exon. The record is from RefSeq and is a predicted model, not a curated record. NCBI's taxonomy places the organism in Eukaryota, Fungi, Ascomycota, Orbiliomycetes, Orbiliales, Orbiliaceae. The coding region runs from base 1 to 1746 and encodes 581 amino acids.
AUGGGCCCAACGUUACACAACAGCCACGCCAACACAAACGGUCAUACAAAUGGCCAUUCGAACGGCGCAAAUGGCACAAAUGGUAGCCUUGAAUCCACAAAUGGUCACUCAAAUGGCCAUACUAAUGGGAAGCUACAGGCCUCAAGGGCCUCUGAGCUUGAUGAGCUUCUCAAGCCCGUGCUAGAGCAGUUAAUAUCCUUUGUCGCUGCCGCAGAUACAGAACUCGAGGCACAUGUCAAAGGGGAUGCUGCUCACCAGUCCACUCUGGUAGACUACCACUCGCCUGAAGACCUCACAGACAUCCUCUCUUCUACACUCUCACUACCUUUGAAGCCGGCUGGGCGGUCGGGAAUCCUAUCCACCCUUGAGUCGAUCCUUAAGUACAGCGUGAAUACCUCGGCUCCGGGUUUUCUAGACAAACUUUAUUCCGCCCCUGUCGCCCCGGGCGUAGCCGCAGACCUCAUCCUCAGCGUCCUAAACACCAAUCUACACGUGUACCAAGUCUCACCAGUCCUAACGUUAAUCGAAAAACAUGUUGCAAGAUCCCUUGCCGCCUUAUUCGGCUUCACGGGCCCUAGGAGCGGCGGUGUCUCCGUUCAGGGUGGUUCGGCAUCGAAUACCACAUCUAUUGUUAUCGCACGAAACACGUUAUAUCCGAAGACUAAAGUCGAAGGGAACCAUGCCGAUGGGUUGAAGCUUGUGAUGUUUACAAGUGCCCAUGGACAUUAUUCUAUCGAAAAGGCCGCACAAAUGUGUGGAUUUGGAAGCGCAGCUGCGAUACCUGUUCCUGUGGAUAAAGUCACCGGACGGAUGAUACCAGAGGAACUUGAAAGAUUGAUCUUGGAGGCGAAGGAGAAAGGACAGACUCCCUUCUAUGUUAAUGCUACAGCAGGUAGCACAGUUCUUGGAUCCUUCGAUCCGUUCACAGAAAUCGCUACGAUCGCGAAGAGGUAUAACAUGUGGUUCCAUAUCGAUGGUGCGUGGGGUGGUAGUUUUGUGUUUUCUGAGAAGUUGAGACGUCAGUUUUUGGUUGGUGCCGAAUUGGCAGAUUCUAUUGCUAUUAAUCCGCAUAAGAUGAUGGGGGUACCUGUUACUUGCUCGUUCUUGUUAGGAAAGGAUUUGGAGCUGUUCCAGAAGGCUAAUACACUAAAGGCUGGUUAUUUAUUCCAUGAUAGAGAUGGGGAUGAUGUCGAAGGAUGGAGGGAGCCGUAUGAUUUGGCGGAUUUGACAUUACAAUGCGGUAGAAGAGGAGAUAGUUUGAAGCUCUUCUUUGCAUGGCAGUAUUAUGGAACAAAGGGGUACGAACAGCUCGUGGAGAAGGCACAUCAAGUAGCGGAACAUAUGGUAGGGAUUGCAGCCGCAAGCGAGAACUUCAAGUUAGUUUCCACGAACCCACCGCCUUGUUUGCAAGUAUGUUUCUACUAUGCCCCCGGUGGGCAUGAUGUCUUUGGAACAGAAGAGGGACAAAUCGUCCCACCUGGACUUGAGGGGUUGGAUACAAGCGAAGAAGAGUAUAUUGGCAAGUUUAACUCGAAAGUUACGGAAAUUAUUACGAGAGAGUUGGUGACACGUGGGUUUAUGAUUGACUUUGCGCCGGCGCUUGAAGGGAGGAAGGCUGAGGGGAAGUUCUUUAGGGCUGUGGUUAAUAUACAGACGCCGAAGGAGACGGUGGAGAGGUUGGUUAAUGAGAUUGAGAGCAUUGGGACGGAUGUGGUACAACGUAUUAGAGAGCAGUAUGCGUCUUAA